GCGCGCGGAGUGAGUGCAGACCCCUCCUCAUCGCGCCCCGUCUCGUCGUGCCCGCGCCCUGCGGCCCACCUGGGGCCAGGGACAUCAGGAGGCAGCCGAGGCCGAGAUGCCUGGACAGAGACCCAGGAAGGGCCCCCAGGCCCGAGGCCAGGGGGUGGCAGCGGCCAAGCAGCUGGGACUCUUUGUGGAGUUCAGUCCAGAAGACAUGUUGCUGGAGGACCAGGAUGGUGGGGAGGACGAUGGAGACCUGGAGGCAGAGCUUCUAGCCCUCACUGGCGACACCAGAGCCCCAGAGAGCAAGGCCAGGCCCAAAGGGAAAGUGCCCCUGCCCAUGGCCCACAUCGAGAAGCUUGCUGCUGAAUGCAUGCAGGAUGUGGGGGACGAGGCCUCGGAUGAGGAAGAUGAGGAGCUGGAGGCAGAUACAGACCUGCUGGCGGAGCUGCAGGAGGUCCUGGGAGAGGAAGAGGAGGUUGGCGGACAAAGCGGCCCUGAGGAGGUGGCGACCUUGGCCCCCACGCAGCCUUCUGCCCCAGCAGCCCUCGAGGUGCCAGAGCCGGAGGCCGGGGGCUCUCCUUCCCAGGGGGUGCCCACAGCAGGAGGGUUGCAGGGGCUGCUGGAGGAGCGCAUUGCCAACUACCAGGCUGCGGCUGCCAGCGCCAAGGAGGCUGGGGACGGGGCCAAAGCCCGGCGGUGUGAGCGAGGCCUGAAGACCCUGCAGACCCAGCUGACAGCUGUGAGAAAGGGCAAGAAAAUCAGCGAGGAAGAGAUCCCACCCCCUGUGGCUUGUGGGAAGAGGCCAGAGCUGCCCCCAGCGGCAGAAAGUGAAGGCUGUGGGGAACUCCCGGCUUCUCCAGGCCCUCCAGCUACCUCAGACUUCCCAGCUACACCGGGCCCUUCAGCUACCCCAGACCCCCCAACUACCCCAGCACCCCUGGAAGCAGCUGCCCCUGAGCCAGACUCUCGGCUGCUGUUGCUGACCCGGCAGAAAGAAUACAAAGAGGCCGCCUUGAAAGCCAAGCAGGAGGGCGACCUGGAGUGGGCCCGAGAGUGCAUGAGGAUUGGCAAGAGGUUUGGUGCCGUGCUGGAGGCAAUGGACAGUGGGCAGCCUGUGGACCUGAGUGGCAUGCCUCCUCCCCCUUCAGAGCUCAAGGCUGCACAGAAGGCCCUGCCUGCCCCAAGCCCUGGCCCCCUGGAGCAUUCAAAGCCUGUGACGUCAGCCCCUUCCCAGGCUCCAGUGGCCUCUCCCCAGCCCCAGACGGUUCUAGAGGCCUUGGGCCAGAGGCUAAGCAAGUACCAAGAAGCUGCCACCCAGGCCAAAAGCAGCGGAGAUGAGCGGAAGGCCCGCAUGCACGCACGCAUUGCCAAGCAAUACCAGGAGGCCAUCCGAGCUCACAAAGCUGGGCGGAAAGUGAACUUGGCAGAACUUCCUGUCCCCCCAGGAUUCCCUCCUAUCCCGGGCUUGGAGCCCCCCACAGGCCCUGAGGACAACCCGUUGGCUGCAGCCUUGAAGGCGGCUCAGCUUCUGGGUGGCCACGAGGAGAACAAAGAUGAGGAUGAGGAUGAGGAAGAGUCCCUGCCCCAGGCUCCAGUGGCCAAGAAGCCAGCUCAGCGGCCUAGCCAAGCUCCCCAGGUAGCCAGGCCCUCGGCUGUGCCAUCCCCUGAGCUCAAGGGCUCUACCUCCCAGGAGGCCUUGUCCGCAGCAGCCCAGGAACAGCUGGCCUUGCUGGAGGGCCGCAGACUCCAGUGCCAGCGAGCUGCCCUGCAAGCCAAACGGGCCAAAGACCUGGAGCAGGCCAAAGCCCACCUCCGGGCAGCGAAGGCCCUGGAUGCGCAGAUAGCCCUGGUGCGCGGCAGCGGCCGUGUGGGCAGCAGCGGGACCAAGGUAUCUUCCCCUCUGACCGACGAGGACGGCGGCUUCGUUCUCAUUCGCCCCGAGGACGUGGGGCUCUCCCAGAAGGCCGAGGAGGUGUACGUUCAACUGCACAAGAUGCUGCAGGAGCAGCAGGAGAAGUGCCUGCUGUACUCCAAGCAAUUCAUGCACCAGGGCAACGUGGCAGAAACCACGCGGUUUGAGAAGCUGGCCGAGGACCGUAAGAAACAGCUGGAGAUGCUGCAGCUGGCGCAGGCACAAGGCCUGGACCCUCCCAGCCACCACUUCGAGGAGAAGACCUUCCAGACCGUGAGGAUCUUCUCAGAGCUCAACAGCACCGAGAUGCAUCUUCUCGUCGUGAGGGGCAUGAAUCUCCCAGCCCCGCCAGGUGUGACUCCCGAUGACCUAGACGCGUUUGUUCGAUUUGAGUUCCACUAUCCCAGCUCGGACCAGGCCCAGAAAAGCAAGACGUCCGUGGUGAAGAACACCAACUCCCCAGAGUUUGACCAGCUCUUCAAACUGAACAUCAAUCGGCACCACCGGGGCUUCCGCAGGCUGGUCCAGAAUAAGGGGAUCAAGUUUGAGAUUUUUCACAAGGGAUCCUUCUUCAGAAGCGAUAAGCAGGUUGGGACGGCCCAUCUGAAGCUUGAGCGGCUGGAGACCGAGUGUGAAAUCAGGGAGAUCCUGGAGGUCUUAGAUGGCAGGAAGCCAACUGGGGGCAAACUGGAGGUGAAGGUAAGGCUCCGGGAGCCUCUGAGUGGACAGGAUAUACAGAUGGUCACAGAGAACUGGCUGGUCCUAGAGCCCAGGGGCAUCUGAGCUCUGCCCCAGACCAGAAGCUUUGGACAUAAAGAAGACGCUGCUACCCCGAGCACCAAAGACCUGUUAAGCAAAUGCACUACUGACCAUGCUACACGCCCCCAUGUGCUGGAGAGCUGCCACCUUGCUGUGGGGCAUCAGCCACGUGAGUGGUGGUGGGCAGCAACCCCUCUGCCUUCAGCACUUGGAGUCGAGCCCUGCCGGCCUCCCCAGCCCAUCUCUGUCGAUAGGCUCAGGCUCCCUGCCGCCCUUCUGCUGACCUCGUCCGGGCUGGGCUGUGCUCCUUGGCCCUCGGCUCUUCUGACCCACAUGCUAGCGGAAGACAAAGGGAAGGCCUGGUCAGCUCAGGGCCCCGGAAAGGCUGGGCCCCAGUCCAGCCCCUGCUUGCUCCUCGGCCCCUCUCUCUGGAUGUGCCUUUAAGACAGACAUGACUGGAAGGUUGGGGAGGUGAGCGGGACCUCGGGCCUCCCUCUGGGGAGCGGCUGCGCAUCUUGCCCGGCCCCUGCUCUGCUCCUCCGCCUGGGUUCUGUGCCUUCUUUUCGGACAGUAACUUGCACUAGCUUCCUACUUCCCAAAAUGUUGAGAGGAGGAAAAAGCGGCCUUGGGUACCACGUUGGGGGAGGGGAGGGAUGCUGUGUUCCCCAGAUCUGCCCCCCCUCCCCCAAGACUAAAAGAUAGUUAACUUGGAAACAGAA
This is a messenger RNA of Vombatus ursinus (common wombat), 3384 nucleotides long. It is a transcript of the gene CC2D1B, whose product is annotated as coiled-coil and C2 domain containing 1B. The coding region runs from base 107 to 2689 and encodes 860 amino acids. Gene Ontology annotation, biological process: regulation of transcription by RNA polymerase II. Gene Ontology annotation, molecular function: DNA-binding transcription repressor activity, RNA polymerase II-specific; RNA polymerase II cis-regulatory region sequence-specific DNA binding. The transcript has 25 exons. Gene Ontology annotation, cellular component: nucleus. NCBI's taxonomy places the organism in Eukaryota, Metazoa, Chordata, Mammalia, Diprotodontia, Vombatidae. The record is from RefSeq and is a predicted model, not a curated record.